Molecule: messenger RNA, 14778 nt
Organism: Pomacea canaliculata
Lineage: Eukaryota; Metazoa; Mollusca; Gastropoda; Architaenioglossa; Ampullariidae
Product: hornerin-like
Exons: 5
Coding region: 8357-9751 (464 amino acids)
Biological process (GO): cell-cell adhesion
Cellular component (GO): membrane; cell-cell junction
Source: RefSeq, a predicted model, not a curated record
GAAAAAUAUUCUGAGAGACAGGAUUGUUUAUUACAAUAAAAACUAGCAGGCAGCUAUCAAUGACGAAUCUGAUAAGGGUGGUAUCUAAUAAACUGUAAAAGAUUAUCCAGUAGCAGCAGUGGCAAAAAUUAUUCCUGCUUCUGUGGUGUAAACAGAAAAUGUGCCAUUUACUUGAUUGUGUGUGAGAGAGAGAAAGAGAGAGAGAAAUAGACCAUAAGGGGGAAACAAGAGAAAAAAAAAAAAAAAGGAAGACAAUAAAUUUAGAGAAAGGCAUAGAUCACAAUGAAGAAGAACACAAGAGACAAAAUGCCGCCGCCUUUUCAAGAGAGAAAAAAAAAAAGAAAAGGAAAAAAAACAACAACAAAUAUGGAGGUGCGGGAUUAAAGCAAAAGAUGCUGUGUCAGCAAGGUCAAGCUGUGUCACGUGCUGUCAGACGGACAUCUGCAGCAUGACAUCUCUCACACUAGGCGCCAGACAUGUAGCAGACGGCAGAGAGUCGCGUGACAAGCGUUCUACCGUCAGAAGACUGAGUGGAAUGGAGACGAACGAUGACGAUCUGAUUUGACCACACUCCCGGAAGAAUAAAAAAAAGCGAGCGAGUGUCCUGGGCUUCUCCUGCCGACGACUCUCAGGCUAAGGGUUAAACACCACCAGUGGAUUCCACUUGCAGACGAGACGGAAUGGCCGGACUGGCGGGCUUUACGUGGGCUUGCUGUGCCACAGCUCCAUUAGACCACGAGUGAGUCUUGUGAGAUGAUGCUGCUGAUCCAUCCGAUUCUUUCGGAGGGUAAAUUAGAGGAAGUGAAGGCGGCCAAAGUCUGGCGGCCGCGCGAGACGGAGUGUCACGCGUGCAGCAGAUGCGCAGACGAAUCUCACUGUCGUCUGCUUCGCGAUUCUAGGGGUAUAGCCCCCGAGAAAGUGUGUAUCCUAUCGAUUAACCCGGCAGUCAUCUGUCAAAGCUAAUUGGCGGCCAGGAAGUGACGACAGAAUGACCCGCAUCAACAGGACACGCUGACCACGACCAGCGAGAGAGAGAGAAUCAGAUGCCGGACAAGCAUGCGCAGUACACAGGACAAUCUACUGCGCACAUCUGAUUCCAUUCGCCUUUGGGACUUCUUUCGGAAACCGUUAAAAGUAGGCGUUAAAUCGAAAUAUCGUUCCUCUGAAAAACGCUGACGCCAUUGCACUGUCAAACGAAUGUGACGCAAUCACCAACACAUGACUCAGGGAUGUGACGUCAAGUCGGACCAAUGAAACGGCACCAGUGACAUUUCAAAAUGUCCAGACUUCUACAUUAAAUUUUAAUGUUGUUUUCUUAAAAAAAGGUUGGCAGCCAACCGGUUGCUUUAGACUUUAAAGACGGUCCAUUGUGUGUAGCUGUUGACUCUGGAAGUGGAAGAAAGGCACAUGUGGAGACCGGAAGGGGAGGAGGAGAGAAGACACACAGUGACGUAUACAACAAAACAAGCGGUCGAUAAGCGUGGUACAGCUACAUGUCACAAGUUUUGUCUGUGCGAGUGAAUCUCUCCACAGACACGAGGACCCCACUGCUCCAUCAAGCACGAAGACAGACUGCCAGAGCUUCCCACACGCUCCAGCGUGCGUUGCGCCGCAGCACUCAGCGUACCGCGCCGCCAGAACGCCGCAACAUCAUCGGGCGGGCCAGGGACAUACGCGCAGGAUACGGCCACAACACUCACCCGGCUUCAUUGUCGAGCGAAUGACAUUAAUAUUUUUUUUAUUUUUAUUGAUUGAGUGAUUGAUUUGUCGCUUGUAUCUCGAACUGUGGGCCGUCUGCUGGCAGUGCGCAAUGGUCUGCGAGAGAAACGGGUAGCGAUCGUCAUCACCCACCCGGCUACGCUGAGGGCAAAGAGUGUGUGCUCAGUUGCUGUGGCAAAGUCCAGACGAAUACCACGAAAUACAAGAACGUCUGUAGAUGCAACCAAAAGUCCAUCAGCUCUCUGUUCCUCACUUGUCCAGCCCUCCAUCAUUUGUGAAAUAAUCAGAUUCAGCGCCGCCUGGCACAUCAUGUCUCAGACAUGUGGUUACAAACGAAAAGAACAAUUCUUGGAAACCACACAAAGAAGUUAUCCGUUAUCGAGCUGAAGGGAGUUCAGUUGCGCCCGAUGACCUUCACAUCUUUCAGGGUCUGCCUCCGGUCACGUGGGCGAGUUUUGUCUGGCAACGGAAACAUUUACCAGGUGAAAUCACUGGACUUCAGUGGUGACUGUCCACUUCUUGUUUUCUCUAAAAGAACCACUUACCUUUACAGAGAUCGCCUGCGCAGAAAAAGACAAUUGCCAGCCCUAACGAAGAUCAGACAAUUGUAAAAAUCCAUCAGAAAGAGUUGCGAGAAUUGCGGUGUCAGCGCCAAGGGUUCUGUCCCCUGCAGGAAGAGUUACCUGGCAUUAGCAUGGCGCGUGGUUAGUAGGCAUGAACGUCGGCGUCAGACGGGAACGAGUCAGCGCUGCCCCACCUGUCACCUAGCUCAGAUCGUCGAUCGGAUUGUUCAUUAUUUGAUAGCUGGAGGGGUGGGAAGGGCCACACCUUUCCUCCUCAUACCCCGCCAGGUGUGCCAUUCUUCGUUUUGUCGUUUUUCAGGCAACGCCUGCCCGAUCCCCACCCCACACCCAGACCCUCCAUAAACCUCCUAUCCCCCUCCCCCAUCCUCUAAACUCACCUUUGGCAUCGGCAUAGUGUCGACUGCUCAUUGAUUGUGAACUGUACUGAUGUUGGUGAGACCGGAUACUCGUGAGCGUUCGAUCCCCGCUGGCUGACCUCCAUUACCAAACACUUUACACCAGCAGAUGCAAAUUAGCGAAAAGAAAACGCACCUGUGUAAAUUUUAAAACAAACAAAUAAAAACACUCACAGGUCUCCCUCCACCACGCACACCACUGCAUUACUAUGCAAAUGACCUUUUCGUGACGUACUCAGUCGUUGAUGAGACCAGGCGUCACUAUUAGCUGGCUCCACCCUGACCUGCUUUUGUUUGCGGCCAUAACCCCAACACACCCACCCUCUUUCCUACCCUGUGCUUGCCAGUGUCCAUUAUAAAUAUCGCCACAACAGGGAGGCGACCUCUAGUGGAGAAUCUCGAGUGACAAAUUCAGGGUUACGAUUUGACCUCUUACGUCACGGCUGGCUGUUCUUCAGCUGCCUCUCAAACAACGGCAAUAAUUCUGGUUGACUGGUAUGGGCAGAUCUCCCACCACCACACACACCACCCCAACCGUGGCUUUAGCGUCUGCCGGACCCUGCUACUGGUCACAUCUUAAUCUUCUCAGUGCCGCCAACAUCCAUACAACAAGAACAAGAAAAACAGAGUCAUCAAGACUUGCUAGAGAGCAAUCCGUUUCUUUCGUCUGGGAGGAAAAAAAAAAACCCUCGUCAAAACUGAAAUAUUUUUUCCCCCAAAACUUCGUCUAAUUUUGUUGAAUUAAAAAAAUUCCCUGCAACAUGAUGUCAGCGUUUGGUCCCUGGCAUGGCAGAUCAACAUCCGGGGUCUUAGUGGCUACCAGCCCGUCACGCCGGUCACAUCACAAUCUCUUCAUUGCUGUCACCAGCCUUACAUCAAGACGAAGACCAUCAGUAGCAAAGACAAACUGGGCAUAGAGUACUUCUUGGUAGAAAAACAAAAACUGAGUAAGAUGGGAAAGAAAGACAGUUCAGCUUUUUCAAAGGAUUAACUUUUUCCUACAACUUCGUGCCAGCAUUUGUUGCGAGCAGACGGCCGUCCUCUGCUGCAGUCCAUGGCCCGGCCACACGACUGGUGUGACAUUAUCAGGGUGUUUGGCCACAGACGCAAUUACCACAUUAACAGUUCGUGAAAACGGAAGUUGCGUUUGCAGCUUGGUGUGGCGGUCGUCUGGUGAGUGUGUAACUCGCUGCCAGUCCUCCCGAGGUGCGGUCUGGAGGUCCAUCCGUAAGCCGAAUGAUCCCCACACCCGCGGAAAACAGACUGACGGCUCUCAAGUGCAUCCUCCCCACUUGUUCUCACGGUGAGGGGUGGAGGUGACGGGUGCAGGGGUCAGGAUCUGAGGAUGUGUGGACUUCGAUGGCGGGAUGACGGUUUGGUGUGAAAGAGCAGGACUGGAGUUGUGAUGCUGGAGGUCUGGCAGUGUGGAAACAAUGCCAAUACCUGCGAGUGAGGGGAGCAGCUGGUCGUGCCCCGCUGCUGUCGUCGACGAGCAAGACAGAUGUGCAGGCCGCACGACACGUCACGUGGCAGCAAAGACCGUCGUCGCGAUGAUGCGUCGCAUGGGCGCGCGCGCGCGCGUGUGAGUGUUGUUCUAUUUUAUCGCAUACACCAUGACCUCAGCAGCUGGCAACAGGUGUGUUGUUAACAACAGGAUCAGGAUUACCACUGUUACAGUCGACACCCUGCUGUUCAUUAGACCUAACGGCGGGGACUGAACACGUGCGACCUGAAGAAUUUUCUGUUGUUUAUGCGUUUGUCGAUGUGAACCUAAAUGUUUUUAACUGCUUUGUGUAGGCAUGUGCGUGAGAGUGGGAGAGUGAAAGAAACAGAAGAAAGAAAAAGACAAAAGUAAUGUUGGUGAGAGAGAAAAAAAUCCCACAUGGAGUCACAAACGAACAAAGAAAGAAAAAUAUCAAAGUUAAAUUGUGUGCGACCAAGAUUUUUAAGACAAGGAACAUGAUUGGAUAAGAGAACAAUUUUGAUUUUAAAUUCAGAAACAGAUUAGGUGCGGUCAGUCACUGUCAUCUUUUUUCUAUUCGCUCAUUUUUAACAAACAUUUCUUGGACGUCUGCACAGUGCGAGGGAAGUCUGCUUAGUGAGUGGUUUCGAGAGUCUGAAAGUUACUUUCAGGGAUUUAAAAAGUGUUUGUGUGCUUCGUCUACUAAACAUCUGUGAGAGAGAAGGAAAGCAACAUCGCAACAGACGAUACUUCCGCUCAAACCGAUUACCAUGUGAACAUAACGGCCAUUAAGGGAACGGUCUUGAGGCUCAGACAGCCAGCCAGGCAGGUGGCCAGCCAGCCAUAGUUCAAGAUGAUGUGGUCUCGAGGGUGCUCGCCUUACAUCAACAAAGGUGACGCCGAGUUCAGCUGCUCUCCUGGAGGAACCACCAUCCCGACUAUCAUCGCCACGACAACGCCAUCGACUGCAGCAACAACUGAGCAUGUCGGUUACGUCGGUCAUGUCGACCUCACUCUGAUGACGUCAUCGAGACAGUUUUUGUCGCCGGACGUUGGUCCGGCCCUCCACCCGCACGGCCAUCAUCACCAUCACCAUCAUGGCGUCACUUCCGGCACGGGGACGGGAACGUCCGGUCUGGAACGGGUGCCCAGCGCCAACCGCUUGCAGCCGCAGAGUUCAACAGAAACCAGCGGUUUGGGAGAGACCGUGACGUCAGGAUUCUCGUCACAGGAGAGCGUGCACAGCGCCGCCAGCUACAACUUCAACCCUUCCGCGUCUUCCACGACCAUCGCUCCAGCCAACCCCAACGAGGAGGACGUAGAGGACGACGACAUCAUCGCUCAUACGACCACAACCAGCAGCCUUUCUGCUGCCAGUACUAGCCGUACAGGUCGGUAUUCGAACCCCAGCCCCCAGGAAGCGAGGCCGACCGACGGUUGGCGUACAGGGAUCGAUCGCCCACACCGUCUCGCGUGGAACGACGGUAACGGACAGGGAGGGGACAACGAGGGAAGGGCAGGAGGAAGAGGCGGAGGUAUUGUUCAGAGAAGACAGGACGCACGCAGGACUGGUCAUUCGUCUUCAGGUGUUGGGGAUUAUGCCGCCAGUCGCUCAGCCGUUGCGCAGUCGGAGGGGAGGGAAAAGGAGGAGAAGGGGAGGAAAAAGCGCGCGCCAGAAGAUCGGCACGCGGCGGGGGACUGUGUAAGGGAAUGUGACGUCGGUGGCGGCGGCGGCUGCGGUGGUGGUUGUGGUGCGAGGGGUGGCGGUGGGAGUGGCGGAAACAGCAGCGGCGGCGGAUGCGGUGGAAAAGGGGAAGUGACUGUAGCAGGGGAGCAGAAGGCCGGUGGCGGCAACUUUGGUGAGCGCAGCCGCCGAUGUGAAAUUGAUCGAACGCUCCCUCGCAGCGGCAGAUUGAGGGAUGGGGCGGGCGGGUCAGAGGAGAAGAGAGGAGGACGAGAACGGACAGGUAGCAGCUGCGGUAACAGUCCACCUGACAGCGGCGCGCCGCCCUUCCCUGCCGCCGAUCGACCGCGCGGCAGAGAGCGCGACGGAGCGGCAGCCCGCGGCGAAGACAGGGACCACAAAGUUUUGGCCAGGCGAAACAGAGACUCCAGUCAAGGAAAGUCGAGUGCCAGAGAAAAAGACGGCGGCACCGCCGGCCGGUCUGAUGGCAGACUGAGAGCGAAGGAGGAGGGCCAAGCUGCUCAAGACGUCCAACGGCAAAGAGAAAGCCGCGGUCGACGUGACAGCGGGAAGAAAAGUGGCGGUGGAACAGUUAGCGAAGACAGUCGCACGCAUGACCGCACUCAACAACAACAGCAACAACAACAACAGCAGCAGCAGCAGCAGCAACGCUCAGCCAGACAGAGCAAAGCUCUGAUCAGACCCAAAACUCGACCAGCAGAGCAGUUCGUCUCGACAACGAGAGACGUCGAGAGCGGAAUCUUGAGAAGCCGAAAUCACGCGACAGCGACGCCAGUUCGGCGCCGAUAGAUGGACAGCAGGCACGCCACGUCGCCAGCAACGGCAAUCGAAUUUUAGAGAAGCAGCCGUCGAGAGACAGCGGACGAGGACGCAGUCCAGAUGUUCAAACACCGGAGGAAGCAGCCGCGCACUCCAACGCCAGACGAGCGAAGUCCGCGUCCGGCAACCAUCGCCACGCUCCGGCACGCAGCCCGCCGCCGGCGUCAAGUGACGUAACCGCUAGAGAGUUCGAUCACCUUGUGACUAGCGCUCGCGGUGAUCGUGCCGCGCGAGGGCCACAACAUUCAGCGGCGGAGGACGGAGGAAGUGGACUUAGUGCGCUGACGGAGCGGAGUUACCGCGACGUCAAGCGCGGUUCUUUCGAUGAAGCGGGAGACGGUUCGUGCGGCGAGCGGUUUCUUUCUGCGGUCAGCAGCAGCCGCCGCGGCGGUGAGGGCGGAAGCGCGGCAGGAGGCGGACGCGAGGCGGCGGACAGAGGACACGUCUCACGUGGGGCGUGCCGUUCUCGCGACGCUCGCGUGCCGCUGCCGCCACCGCCGGCGGCAACAGACGUCAACACUACUCAUCAGGUGAGCGACGGUCACAUCAAAGGGAAUCCACGACGCGACAGCCGCAGUGACAGCGUACGCGUGGUGCAAGCAUCCGCUGAGCCUGUUACAUCAUCGCAGCAACUACACCAGCUGCAGCGGGGCGGCGCAGCCCAUGAAGACCUCCAGCGGCAGCGGAACGCGGGUCGCGAUCGAAAGUCUGUUGACAAAGGCAAGCGCAGUGAAGCGAGCAGGCAGGCAGAUGACAGAGGCAGGAGCGGGGCGGUCGCCGACAGAGGACGUCACGCGAGCGCCGACACCGGGCCGAAACCCAGACAGGAGGGAGCGUCACUGACAGGCUCGUGCUCAAAGCGAGGGUCAGAUCCACCACCUUUGACCUCUGCGAGUGACUCGCCUGGCAGACACACCAGACUUCGCGACGACCGGGCUGCAAAGGUCGAAGGUUAUGCGCCGGGCCGGUCGGCGGGGGCACGUGAGUUAGGGAGCGAGAGGCGAAAUAUUACUGAGGAAAAAAGUCAGCCUACGAGGGUUUCGAACUCUGGCGCUGAGCAUUGCGACCAGAAAGUCAUCCGAGUUGUUGAGAAAGAGUUUACUCCUGACAAAGCAAGCGUCUCGGGUGUCGGCUCAAGACCGAGCAGAACGUACCACGUGAAGUUUUGCGAGGUAAAGUGGCAAGUUCAGAGGUCAUAAGUGACACUUCAGGAGGUCAGGGACGACAUAAACAGAGCGAUUACGUACACGGAUCAAAAACAAAACAAGACAGAGCAAGCAGAGACGAUUUGCCAGAACGAUCGGGUGGGUCUGUGUCUAGAGGUGCAGAGCAGUUGGACACAAGGGCUGCACCCAGACACGACGACAGACCGAGGUCUGAGAGCUCUGUUCAGCCACCUCGGGGUGUUGUUCGUAGAAGUGACGCCGGAAGUCGCAACUUGCGUGGGUCGUCGGAGAGAACAGAUAAUAGCGUCCAGUAGAAGCGGAAUCAAAGAGGUCCAGGCGACACGUUGACACGGGUGGGACGGUAGGAGGUCAGGCGGUGAAGAAGGUCUCCGAGGCGAACAAGUCGUGCACGCGACGCUCGAGCAGAGGUCAGCGAGGGCAUAGCUUUACGUUCAAGGCUGGAUGGGGGAUGCCUGUCUGCGGCUGGAGCCUUACCUGCAAGCAGCAUGGGGGCGGAUGGUAGAAAACCCCCAGCAGACGGAAAACCCCCGACCACCAUAGUGACCGUCACCUCCCCCACCUCCCCUCCAGAUCCAGACGCAGUCUUCCAUGCCCAUCCGAAUGGAAGCCCCAGUCACCAGCGACUUCCAGAGAGAAUCCCGUUAUACCAGCGACGCCUGGGUCACCAGGACAGGAUGUUCGACGACCUCUUCUCGCAGGCUGGUGGCGGGAGACACCGAGCUGGCCAGGGACCUGCAGGUGGCGCCCCCAGCGGCCGACGCAGUCCUUCCCUGGUGGUCACGGGACCCAGUGGCUCACCGGUGCAGGGGUUGCAGGUAGACCAGAUUAACCAGGAGUGGGAGCGCCGUGAGAGCCGUGGCUCGUUGCGUAGCAACCGGAGCCGCUCAUCUCACGGAGGUUCUUUCCACUCCCGCUCCGGGUCCAUCCGUCGCCACGGGAGCCGCUUCCUGGCCAUCAACCCGGAGAGCGCGUGGAGCAGGUGGUCACGUGACCGCCGCGCCUCCUACAGACGUCGCAUCGAACUGCUGGACAAGCCGGAGCAGAAGCUGACCAGAGUGUCGACCCCUAUCCGCAAGGCCCGGCAGGAGGGGCUCAAGUUCGUGCACCCUGAUUUGGAAGGCACCUACCUCUCCGAGGAGGACCUGAACGCCCUCCGGCGGCACAAACAGCAAAAGUACCACGCCAUUCGCGUCAUCGAGAAGAACCGGAAGGGGAAGUUCCGCAUGAAAACGAAAGUGCACCUGACCGCAGAACAGUGGCAGGUACUUGGGGAUUUCUGGGAACAUCCAGCCUUUGUCAGGGGGAGGUACGUGGGCCUCGCUUUCAUGUUGCUCACCUUCCUUCUUAUGAUCAUCAGCAUCACCAACAGCAACUGGGUCACCUAUGAGGCCUUCAAUCUGACUGUGUAUGAGGGGCUGUGGGUAAACUGUACCAAACCUUUGCCUUCGGCCGCCGCUAGUGGAGAAAUGUGCAAGUCUACAAACGGCAGAGACUGGCAGAAUGCAGUCAUCGGUCUGAUGAUCUUCGCCGCCUCCUUCGGCGUCCUGGCGUCGGUGCUGUCCAUCUGCGGCGUCUGCACUACGCCCCUGCCUAGAAAAAUCUACUACUUCCAUUCUGCUGGGGAGAUCUUCCUUAUAUGUGCCCUUAGCACCGGGGUGGCCUUAAUGGUGUUCCCAAUCGCCAUUGAGAUAGACAGAAACAUCAGCAGCCAUAGGUACGGCAUUGGGUACGGACUCGGGUGGGGCGGGGCUUUCUUCUUCCUGGCUGCUGCCGUGUGCAUGAGCCUGGACGACCUGGUGCGCGAGUCGUCCCGCACCAAGUGCUGCCGCUGGUGCUGGAAGUCCAAGCAGAGCGACAGGACUGAACUCCGGCAGGUCUGACCCAGAGCCAUGGGCCGGUCCACGUUUUGCUGCAGGUUUUUGCCAGCUGCGCCCUCGCGGCAUCGGGAGGAAAGCUGCGGAGAGAUUCUGUUGUACGGAGUGGAGUCUGAGCCAUGAACACUGCUCAUCUUCACAAAGCUGCAAGCGCCUGAGUGUGUGUGUGAGUGAGUGCUUGUAACAGAAAUAUAGAAAAAGACGAAUAAAUGGGCAAAUUCGCAUCACCAUAGGAACGGUCUACACCGAUUUUGCAGAGCCGUUUUGUUGAAAGGUUAAAAGUUCAUAAAUUUGUAAGAAAUACUAAAAUACCAGUGCAGUGCUAGUUCUUACUUGCUGAGCUAGGCUAUACUAUGGGGCGGGUACACGAACAUGAAAUAUUAUUGUUUUAAGACUAAAAAAAUAGUCAGAGGCUUCUCUUAUUUCGGGCUUAUGUGGUCAUCGAUGCAUGAUUGUGUUAGCAUAUGAGUAUAUAGGUGUGUUUGUUGGUUCAAAUGGAAAACUGAUAAUAUGAAUACAAAUGUUUGUGUGAGAGAGAGAGAGAGAGAGAAGAGAGAAGGGCGAGGAGGCGAGAGACAGAAAGAGGAACCCUGGUGAUCCAGACACUGCUUGGUACCAUGGCAACUGACGAAGAAUGCUUUGGCCGGUCCAUGUGCUCGCUGCCACUGCUUGACAAUGUGGCUUGUGUGAACACACUGUGAACACAUCAUAUGCCUCUUACAACGCGUUGGUGACUUCACAUCAAGAAGUUUUCUAUCACUGACAGACUCCGGGCUCUGUGGAGUUACAGUUUCCAUCGCAGCCCAAGUAAUUAUUACCAAUAUACCUUAUUUCCUUCUUUCUUUCUCUGCGUUUCAAAGAAAAUAACUUGCCUGGAACGGCUCAACACGAGCUACCCGACACAGGCAACCAGUUCAUUCCCUGGAAUAUUUGAAGAUGUUUUCCAAAGUUUUGUCUAAAUUCUUCUAACUUUCUUGUACAGUCUUGGUCUGUCCAGCCUGUAUUGAGGACCGAUGGUUGUUGGCAUGUAAAUCUGAAAAGUUUAGGUUUAUACAUCAAAAGUUACUUGACCUUUAACAUUGUUAGACGAACUAGUUCAAGAAAUGUUUAUCUAAAUUCUAAACAAACUAAUGCUGCCUUGUGUUUUUGCCUUUGCACGCACUUGUGCACAACCGCAAGUUUCCACAUGCUCCAUGUGUUUCUUCUUUUCAGAUUUUUAUUUCAGUUAAACCUGUGUCUUCGCUUUGGAGCGCUGGGAUCCAUUCUGUUGACGGCCAACUGAAGGCGCCGCCAAAAAUCAAACUUAUAAUAUGGCAGAUCCACUUCCGGUUUUAAUAAUGAAAGGUGUUGUCGUUGCUGUCCUGUUAGCAUCGGCAUUGACUGUCGUCAGCAGUUAGGUGGUGUACUUUUCUUACCAGUGUAUCGAAUUUCAGCUGGCAGGCGACUUUCUUGUUUCUCUUUACAAUGUUUUACUCCUCUGUGAUUUUCAGACAUUUAAUCCGUUGACAGAUUAUGUAAUUUUGCAGAAAUACAGCUCUGAAGAAAAUGUUCUAAGAAAAACAGUUCCUGGUUGCUAAAAGAAGCUGUAUCAACAAACUACAAGAGUGCAACAGUAGAAAAUUCAAGUCUGUACCAAAAUUUGAAUCAUACAAAUAUUUUGACACUUAUUCAUGACUGUUAUAAUUAUGAGUUUGGAUUUUUUUUAAAUCAUUAUGUUAUAGACUUGUGAAAGCAAAGCAGCUGCAGUGUAGGUUAAAUGUGACAUCAAACAAACGGCAGUUAGGGUUUUCUUACAUGGAAUGAUUUGAAGAACCACACAAGACUGUAGAGCAGAAGAAGCUGUCUUGUCCUUUGAAUGUUCACGCACAACUGACUGUGGGUGCGUCUCAGCUUCCAUUGACAAUCGGAAUUCAAGUGGAUUUCUCAUCCUAUACAAGCAUGAAGUCUUGCCAUCACGACGACUGUCAAGUAGAAGAAGGUUCUCCAUUUAAAUCUCCUGCAUUUUCCUUCUCACUGGAACACAAAAUAUUUGUAUCAUCAAGAAAUCCGUCUUGCUGCCGUUUUCACACCGAGAACUUUGCGAAAGCGUGUUCAAUUAUCCCCCUUUCGUAGUCGUGUGCUUACUUCCCUUACAGCAUCUUUUCCCUACUGUUAAUGUAUUGUGUGAUGUUUCCAUUUGAAAUAAGACUUACUCAUAAUAUUGGCAGCCUUUUACCAAAUGAUUAUUCUUCUUUUUAAGUCUUGCACUGAAACAUUACUAUUCACCUUUACCUUCGACAAUUAAAACUUUCAAACUCUAAACAUGUAUGUAGUCCACUCAGGUUGACUGGAUAUGAUAGAAAACAAAUAUUUAUUAGCAAGUGUUUGGAUAUAGUCAGAAAAUAAAAGUUUAGUAGCAGGUGAUGCCGAUCUAUCGAAGUGUAAACUGUAAAAGUUUAUCCCUGCAGUAUCGUCCGAAACAUACAUUUCUUAAGAAUUUUUAGCAUGAUAGUUUAGUAUAAGAUGGCGUUGCCAGGCAACCAAUUACAGCUGUACAAAAGUCUCACCAGCUUCUUUUCAUUGCUUUUGUUCAGUCACUGACAUGAGUUUUCAUCACUGACACUGAAAAAUCUCUCUUUUAUUUGUUUUUGCUCUUUUUUGUUUUUUAAUCGCCAUUUCUGGCUUUGUAAAAACAUGAGUCGUGUCCCUUGCAGCUGUGUACAGUCUGAACAGUGAAGCAUUUUAAGGCCUUUUCUCUUGCUUCCCACUGAGCGCUCCUUAAGGGUCAGCCUGAGCAAAACACAUUUCUCAUGAUCACAGACAGACAUGAAGCACAGAGUUCAAAACCUUCCUGUGGAAAGAGAGAUGACAUGACUAAGAGAAAGAAAGAGAGAGCUGACUGUCAUAUCAUGGAUAAUAGCCAUACAUGUAGAACUUGCACUUUAUGUGAUCCACGAGCUUAGCACAUCUUGUCAAGCAGACAUCAAAAUGUUUGUUCGAAGCAAACCCACCUGUAUUUGUUCUUCCGUCUUCCAGUUGUUAUCGUGGUUUAUUAGUGUUGGGAUAUUUAAACUUUCUUGUAUUUUUAGCCUCAACGUAUAUAUAUAUAUAAAUCAUUUUAGAACGAGAGAUUAAUCAAAGUAGGAAAAUCAAAAGAAGAUUCACACGAAAACCUCACCCUGAAGCGGGAAAUCACACAAACAGCACCAAAAUGCAAAUUACACCCGAGGUACAGAGUGAACAGUGUGCAAAGUCUUGAAAGACAUCAUCCAAGAUUCUCGGUACACGACUGAUGUAAUCAAAUCUAAUCCAAGUUCGCAGAUAAAAACCAUCCAAAAUGUAGCAGAAUAAUCCAUAAUGUAACAGAACUGUCAUCACACAUCAAACAUCGCAGCUGGUAGAAUAUGCAGUACUCAAAGUAAAGCCAUCAUCAUCGUCAUCGUCGUCGUCGUCAACGUUAUCGUCAUUGCUAUCAUUAUCAUUACAACAUUCAAAUAUGAAGAUGUAAGAAAACAAUACACGCAAACUGCUAACAUAUAAAUUAGCAAUAUAGUACAGCAAUAUUCGUUGUACACGGCAAACAAAUCAAACCAAGGACGAAUGAAGUAACAUACGAAUAAUUCUUAUUUUAGUAGAUGCUCUGUUUAUAAAAUUAAAUGUGUAUUAUGUUUUCUUAAGAGGAUGCCAAUAGCUGCAUUCUGUAUUUAGCAAAGACAUUCAACACUUCUGAUGAAAGAACUCUCUAGCAUCGUAGAUACACAGAUAUGUGCAUAUAGAUAACAGACAGAAUAAUAAUGUCUACAAGAAAGGGAACAGUCGGUAGCAGAGAACUUUUUUACUUCCGGUAAUUCUUCUGUCAGAGCUAAACACUUUUCUGUUUGUAUAUAUAUAUAUUCUGCUCCUGCAUAAAUGUUUUAUUAAAGGGAAAGUAUUAUGGCAAUGUUCGGACAAAUGUUGUUCGCAAGCUGUUGUUGUUUCUGUUACUCCACUUUGCCGCAUUAAGGUCGUAUUUCCGGAGACGAAGGCGCAUGCGUGGUGAGGCUAGAAAAUACAGGAGAUAAUGCGAUAGAUGAUACGAACACGAAAGUGCAGUGCCUUGUCCCUUCACCUGCUAUUGUGAUGUACGAUCGUUCAGAUCUUCGUAGUCGCUCUGUGUUUCAUAUUGUGAAGCUUUGUCAAAGCUCGUGUCUAGAAUUCACAUUGGGUUUUCCUUCGGCCCGCAUCUGAAAUCUUCCAGUAAAUACCAUCUCGCGAGAAUGAAGUCCAGAGAAUAAAACAUGUUCAUGUGCGUGAGUGUGGGUAGGUUUGAUGGUACAUUUAAUUUUCUUUUUUAAAUUUAUUAUCUAUCUACCACCACACACACAUAUACAGCAUGUGUGGGUGCUCUGAGAAACUCUACAAAUAACUUACUCCAUGUUUUCGAAUGAAGAUUUCUGAUUUAUCCUAUUUAUUUCUAUAAACACUUGAUUCUGGACCACCAAUAAUUUUAGCAUCUUUGUUACUUUCUAUAUUAAAUAGCAACUUUUUAAAAUCUGGAAAAUGCCUCAAGAAUUACCAGUAUAUGCUAUUAUCAACAUCCUUUUAUGUUUAUUUCAAAAACAAUUGUUUUUAAUUAUUUAUUAUUGAGAGGACGUGGGUAACACAUAUAAUUCAGACUCUAAUAUUUUCACGCUGAUGAAUUCUCUCCCCUCAACCCCCUUAGUCACCUGGAGUUAUCACGCAUGUGUAUCGAUGUAGUUACUCGUCCCCAUGGUCACCUGGAGUUUAUUUACUUCUAUACAUUAACAUUUAUUGCUCAUACAUUUUUACUAUGUGCGCCCGAAUGUUCAUUCACAAAUAUUUAAGCUGCUGCAAAGUUAUGGCAACUCACCGACCAUCUUGCAGGUCCUCCAUGUGAUCCAACUGCGUUCUGUCUGCUUUAGGGACCAGUUAUUUCAUCAUUUCAAAACGGUGUCUACUUUUGUAUUCGCACUUUUUCUGUCCCUUUUACCGGAAACUGGAUUUGGGGCUUUGUUUCUUUACACUUUAAUGCAUUUAAAACACUUUUCAAACAA